UUCUCCUGGCUUGAUAUUUAGACCCCCGCUCUUUUAUUAUUAUCCACGCUCCUUCUCGUUUUUGGUCUGGGCUUCUGGGUGGCUCGGCACUGGCCAAUGGAGGCGGCGGCGGCGGCGGGAUCGGAGGCUCCGCCACCACCGGCGCCGCGGUCGCCGCCAGGGUACCCAGACCUGUGCGGGCGGCACCGGUUGCAGGUGGAGGUCCAGAUCUUGAACUGGGAGAUCGGAUUUCUUGGGCAGGAAGAGUUGGAAUCACUUGAAGGACUUCAGUCUGUCUCUGGAUACUGCAAAGAGGUCAAUGAAUAUGUGGGUUCACAUGCGGAUCCAUUAGUACCGCUAACUAAGAAGAGACGCAAAUCCUGCCGCAUUUGGAGGUGGCUUUGGGCAAAGCUUUGUUUCAACAUGUCAUGGAUUUGCUGCUUCUGUGGGUGCCCAUGCCCGCAGAGAAGACCAAUCUGCACUUGUAGGCAUGUAAAAAACUGCUGUUGCCGCUGCCGCCAUUGUGGAUGUCCCAACAAAAACUGUUGGAAAGCUUCUUGUUGCAGACCAUGUUGCAGCCUUCGAAGCCUCUCAUGCCCUGAAUGUUCUUGUGGCUGUGUUUGGUCCUGCUCAAAAUUCACAGAGACAUGCUCUUGCCUUAAAUGCAGCAGUACAUGUUGUAUGAGCAGAUGUCUAUGUGAAUAGAGGCAAUGUCUUGUACUUCUUUCUCACCUAAUUUAUCAACUUACAAUAUAUAGUUCUACUUGAAUUUUGAAUAAUGAUUCUCAUCAUAAAUGUCUUCUAUUCUCCAGUCUCAUCACAUUUU
This is a messenger RNA of Phoenix dactylifera (date palm), 805 nucleotides long. The record is from RefSeq and is a predicted model, not a curated record. NCBI's taxonomy places the organism in Eukaryota, Viridiplantae, Streptophyta, Magnoliopsida, Arecales, Arecaceae.